This is a messenger RNA of Jatropha curcas, 1175 nucleotides long. Lineage: Eukaryota; Viridiplantae; Streptophyta; Magnoliopsida; Malpighiales; Euphorbiaceae. The record is from RefSeq and is a predicted model, not a curated record.
GCCGAUCUUGGGAUCUCCAGUGCCUUUUUUUAGUAUUUUCGGUGGUUGGACUUUAACUUUCUGGGCAUCACCGUCAUUGGCCAUGAUUGACGGCGAUGAUUCAAGAUUUCAUCCAGAAGACUUCACUGUCCCUCCUAAAUGGAUCCCGUUUCCCUCGAAAGUCGCAUAUCGACUCCAUGAAGCAAAGAGAAUUCCCCAUCGUUUCGAGGUAGACAAGUCAGGUAUUCCCAAACACAUAUUUCGAUCAUCAGUUAGUUCAGUAAUGGCGAGUAGUGAUAUUAUAGCUCUUCGGAGCUGUUUCGAGCUAGAAGCUGAUUUUUUAAGACUUGUUAGAGAGCUUCAUGGUAAGCCUGUGUUUCCAGUAGGUCUACUGCCACCUUUAACUCUAGAUGGCAAUGGUGAUGAAGAUGAUACGUGGCUUAAAAUCCGAGAUUGGCUAGACAAGCAAGAAAAAGGGUCUGUAGUAUACAUAGCAUUUGGAAGCGAAGUGGAUUUGAGUCAGAACGAGUUCACUGAGUUGGCACUCGGGUUAGAGCUAUCAGGUUUGCCAUUCUUUUGGGCUUCAAGGAAACGGAACGAUUACUCGGCGGAGUUGCCAGAUGGGUUCGAGGAGCGAGUUGAAGGACGUGGAAUGUUUUGGACGAGUUGGGUACCUCAACCAAGAAUCCUGAGUCAUGAAUCGGUUGGAGGGUUUUUGACUCAUUGUGGUUUUAGUUCAAUUAUAGAUGCUCUAUAUUCUGGACGUGCUUUGAUUAUGUUGCCUAUUACUUUUGACCACGGUUUAAUUGCUAGGGUUUUUGAAGACAAGAAAGUCGGUGUAGAGAUAACAAGAGAUGAGGAAGAUGGGUCUUAUACAAGGGACUCGGUGGCUGACUCAGUGAAAUUGGUUAUGGUUGAGGAGGAAGGAAAAUUGUAUAGAGAGAAUGCAAAACAGAUGUCGAAGUUAUUUGCAAAUGAAGAACUACAUGAUCGUUAUAUUGACCAAUUCGUUGAGCUUCUACAAACUCACCGAGUUGGGUGCACUGAGUCCCCGGUUUUCUAAUUAUUCCGGUGAAUUGGGAGGGGCAGCAUGUGCCUGUAUUUAGUGUGCAAGAGUCGAUAAUAAUGAGAUACAUAUGCUGCUAGGAACUGUAUUAAUAUAAAUUGUUUUAAUUAAUAAAGUAAAUAUAAAAUAA